AUGGUAGAGAAAGUGGAGGACGCUGACCGGGAUAUCAAGCCGAUUGGCGAGCCAUUUAGGUUUUACGGCAAGGGGAGAGGGCGGAGGUGCCAUUACAAGGCCUUCGAGUCCGAAGGAAUUCAAUAUGCGCUCGAGGAUACUGUUCUUGUGGUCCCCGAUGAAACCAAGCAAAAACCGAAUGUGGCUAUUAUCAAGAUCUACGAUAUUGCUCAAACCAGUGAUGGAAGCAUCAUGGUUACUCGGCAACGGUUUUAUAGACCUGAAGAGAUAGAGAACAAGGGAGAUGGGAGUUGGCAGCCGUGUGACCCUAGAGAGAUCUUUUAUAGUUUCCGUCGAGACGAGAUUCCCGCAGAGUCUGUGAUGCACAAGUGUGUGGUGCAUUUCGUUCCAAUUCACAAGCAAAUCCCUGAUCGAAAAGAGAAUCCUGGAUUCAUAGUGCAACAAGUUUAUGACACUAUUGAAAAGAAGCUAGGGAAGUUGACUCACAAGAAUUAUGAAGGCCACAAACAACUAGAGAUAGAUAUUCUCCUUCAGAAAAGCUUGCGACGCUUGGGAGAUCUCUCGGAUUUCAAUACGGAGGAUGCUCAUCCUGAUCAGGAAGAUCAGUUGAAGAGAAAAAGGAUCUUUGGAAGAAGGAAUGUGUAA
Molecule: messenger RNA, 645 nt
Organism: Rhodamnia argentea
Lineage: Eukaryota; Viridiplantae; Streptophyta; Magnoliopsida; Myrtales; Myrtaceae
Exons: 3
Coding region: 1-645 (214 amino acids)
Molecular function (GO): chromatin binding
Source: RefSeq, a predicted model, not a curated record